This is a messenger RNA of Propithecus coquereli (Coquerel's sifaka), 415 nucleotides long. RefSeq names its product cadherin-9-like. Gene Ontology annotation, biological process: calcium-dependent cell-cell adhesion; cell-cell junction assembly; adherens junction organization. Gene Ontology annotation, molecular function: calcium ion binding; cadherin binding. Gene Ontology annotation, cellular component: plasma membrane; adherens junction; catenin complex. The record is from RefSeq and is a predicted model, not a curated record. The annotation marks the transcript as partial. The transcript is spliced from 2 exons. Lineage: Eukaryota; Metazoa; Chordata; Mammalia; Primates; Indriidae.
CUUCACACAGACCAAGAUAAAGGAGAUGGGAAUUUAAAAUACAUAUUAACAGGAGACGGGGCUGGUAGUCUGUUCGUUAUAGACGAAAAUACAGGAGACAUUCAUGCUGCAAAGAAAUUAGACAGAGAAGAAAAAUCCCUGUACAUUCUUCGUGCCAAGGCUAUAGACAGAAAGACCGGGCGGCAGGUGGAACCAGAAUCUGAAUUUAUCAUUAAAAUCCAUGAUAUCAAUGACAAUGAGCCAAAAUUUACGAAAGACUUAUACACUGCCAGUGUUCCUGAAAUGUCUGGAGUCGGUACAUCUGUUAUACAAGUGACUGCAACAGAUGCAGACGAUGCCAACUAUGGAAAUAGUGCCAAAGUGGUCUACAGCAUAUUGCAAGGACAGCCAUAUUUUUCAGUGGAUCCAGAAUCAG